This is a messenger RNA of Lasiosphaeria miniovina, 4643 nucleotides long. RefSeq lists its product as uncharacterized. The transcript is spliced from 4 exons. Bases 212 to 4552 code for a protein of 1446 amino acids. The record is from RefSeq and is a predicted model, not a curated record. NCBI's taxonomy places the organism in Eukaryota, Fungi, Ascomycota, Sordariomycetes, Sordariales, Lasiosphaeriaceae.
ACAACGCUACGUUGUCGGUCGGGUCAAAAAUUCUCCGAAAUGGCUUCCCAUUUCGCCCACGAUUGCCUAAAUCUCUGCGCAGCAUGCGCAGCAGCGACUUCCCGACAAUUUUUGCGUCCCCGAGUUGGUGUCCAGCUCGCACCAAAAUAUCCGGCCAAGCUCAGCGCCAGGUUUCUAUACAUUUGUAAUAAAAGUCGAAACCAUCAAGACGAUGGCAAGUUCCAGCAACCCAGGCCAGCCGCCGGCUUCGGCGCCCCAGAUUCCGGUAGCCGCAAAGCAAAACGAAUACUUCGUUCCCCGCGACGGUAUUGACCGAGAAGUCAUCGUGAGCGACAUGUGCAGUUACCUUGGGAAUGACGCAACAGUGCGUCUAGGGACGUUUGAGAGCCCGGAUGGAAAAGUCAUACGGGGGUAUUAUGUCACGGCUUACAGGAACCUGACGUCUGUAGGUAAUUUGAACAAUGGCUGCGAUGGCGCAUCAGCUGAGACAUUUCUCACAAAGGCCAUGGUCCAAGGCCUCAAAGCAGAUAGUGCAAGAUGGGAGCAAGAGAGACGUGCAUCUUCCCGCACGGCUGCGUCCUCCCGCCAAUCCGCCAGCAGCCCCCAACAACGAAGCGGUUAUACUGUCCAGGAGAACCGCCGCACGUCUGCGUCCUCCCGCCAAUCCGCCAGCAGCUCUCAACGACAAAGCGACUACAUUAUCUGGAAGAACCGCCAAGCAAAUCCAUAUCGCAUUGGUAUCAGUCCUUUGGGUGAUCCCCUGUCUUUCAGUGAUCCUUCAGCACUUGGCUAUCCUUCCACUUCUUCGGUCCCCGACCUGUACGCCUAUCCCACUCCACCUCAGGCUCCCGGUCAGCAGUACGGCUACCCUUCUACUUCUUCGGUCCCAGGCCCGUACGCCUAUCCCACUCCACCGCCGGCUCCAGGUCAAUACGACUACCCUCCCACUUCUUCGGUCCCAGGCCCGUACGCCUAUCCCACUCCGCCUCCGGCUCCCGGUCAGUAUGACUACUCUCCCGGUCAGUAUGACUACCCGCCUUCUACUUCGGUCCCCAGCCAUCCCGCUCUAGCAACACGUCCGUUGUUUCCCCGCUCUCCUGUAGCUCCUCCAUAUCUCAGUCGGUAUGACUACCCACCUUCUACUUCGGUCCCCGGCCAUCCCGCUCUAGCAACACGUCCGUUCCAUCCCCGCUCUCCUGUGGCUCCUCCAAAUCCCGGUCAGUCCGAUCAAGGCUCACCUGCGGGUACGUCGGGUUUAAGUGGGCACUACUAUGAUCCAGGGCCGCAAAUGUCGACUUCGGAUGGCAACACGACCAGUAUGGCGCCGGCAGGAGCCGCAACCGACUCUGGGUAUGCUUCGAUGUCGCAUGUACCCAAUAAAGCCACUCUCCCGCCAGUCGUCGAGUCGGGACCUAAUAUCGGUACCAUUGGUCCUGAUUUGGAGAUCGAGCAGAGUGUUGACGAGAACCUCUUCCCCGAAAACGACACAGCCACUGUAUACUCAGCAGCUGACCAUCUGGAUGACUACCACUUGAACGUGUACGAAUCCGAACUCGCCGAUGGUUUGGCGAACUGGGUGCGGAUGCUGCAGCCCGACGUAACUGCCAAGAAGACUAUGGCCGAUACCCUGCCUGACCUCCUUAGGAAUUUUGCGUUACGACUGGGCCAACAUUCAACCACGCAGUCGGAAAACUCGGUCAUGUACUUUGUCCACCGCUACAGACACAAUAUCGCGCGGCGCUUUAGGGAAGCUCUCCUGGCCACAGCAAACGACGAAGACGCUUCUUCCAAGCCACAGGAGUUAGUCGACAAAGAAAAACUUAGAGACAGCGUGCAAAGGUGGCUUGAAAAUCUCACAGACGAACCCAGCCUAGUCGACGACGUCCCAGAAGCCCCUCCUGCAAAAUUGGAUGAACAAGAAAUGGCUGCCAUCCCGGAUGAGCAAAAGUAUCGCGAAGUUGCUUUCAAAUCCCCUGCUUACAAGUGGCUUCUCGCUUCCCUCGGCAAGAAUGCCGGUCUCAGCACUGGCUCCCCGGAUGACGCCACCGCAGUCAUCAGAAGUCAGAUCUCCAAAGCUCUGCCUCGAGCGAAGGCAGUCAGCAGCAAAGUCGCAUCAGACGUCCAUGCCAUUGCUAUCAGGUGUGAUUGCGAUGUUGAAACGUUCGUCCGACAUGAGUAUCCAGACACGGCCGGGGAGUUCAAGCUUGGAGAAGUCAUAGCCAUAACCGGGUUUCCUACUGAUGCUCAAGCUCUCACCUGCUUGGCAUACAUGGAGCAGACGUGGCCGAGCACAGGAGGUGAUGUGUUGUCGGCAGUGCAGAGAGCCUUUCAGAGCGGGAAGCCAGCAUCAGGUAAGCGCUCUUAUCGCUGUUUACGGCCGGGACAGCUGACAGCCAUGCUUCCUAUAGAAGAACUCUCUGACAGGACUCGAAUAACUGCCUCCGCUUUUGAUGGCUCUCUCACCCUAGAAGUCGAAGGGACUGUUGAUGUCAUAACGGAAAUGGCCGAACAGAUCAUUUGGCUUGCUGCUGCUCUGAGAAGCAGUGAGGGGGAUGAACUGACGUACUGCACUCCAUUCAUCAAACAGAUCACGAACUCGGAGGGAAAGCGACAGGCGGAUGUCGGUUUCGACUUGAGCGUACGAGAACUAGACCAGAAGCCGAAUGGCACCUGCUGGCAUGCCAUGUUUCGGAACCCAGUCGUCGUAAGAGGUUAUCCCAUCCGUCGAAGGCCACACGAUGGAGUUGGACUGGAGGUGCCCCUCCACAUCAUGGCCGGGCUCGGCCAGGCCACCCACGUCACUGAAUUUCUGGGAAAGUCUUACAUCAAGGGCUUUGCUUCGAUGUUCGUCGCUGUGGAUCAAACGGAUGGAGUCUGUAACUGGCAUCACCUCUACAACUCGGACGGGACGAGGAUAUCCUACAACGAGGCUGGGGACACAUCGGCCGGCCAGGUUCCGGCUCAUGUGCUCUCCACAUCGCGACACAUCGUCGGCUGGUGCACUAAAACCAGCAUUUUAGCAGGGUCUUCCAAUGCCAACUACAAAGUCAAACGAUCGGGAUUACCACAAGCUGGCCGAGACUUUGCUCUCGACAAGAUCUCUCUCUCGUGUGGCCAGAUGAUAACCGGGGGAGCCACUUUCAGCAUCGGCAAGAAGGACGUGCCAAUCCACGUUUCCAAGGGUGGAUACGUCGAGAAGCUUCGUUGGAUCACCCAAAGACAUGUUGUUCUCUGGGACGUAGAAGCCAAGCGUGGUUGGAUGGUCGACGGGGCCACCGCAUUGCAUCACCUUCUGCGCGGCUCGUUGGAGCAUUCGCGCACUGACAGCUUUCGGUCCGAGUUCCUGUUCGACUUCUCCAAACUCAAGGAUGGUUCGGCAAUCGAGGUUCUUCUCAAGCCGGAACACCGUCGACUGUUACUUUACCCUUCGAAGGAGGAGACACACACGGAGACCAUAACAGGGGUCGACGGCGAGACGAGGACCGAGACCAAAACCAAAAUAACCUAUACAACUCUAGGAAACAAGGUGGAGGAGAUCUACACCUACCUUGAGAGGAUGAUCGAACACAAGUCCCAGAUUGAAAACACCAAAGGCUUCAACGCCAAAGUCCGGCUCCGGAGGCACCUUGAGGGCUGGGAUUUCUCGGAUCUGGCAACCAACCACGACCCUUCCCAUCUCCGCGUAGCUACUCUGCCUGCAAGCGCAUUCAGCUGGGUUGAGUUAACAAGGAUCGCACAAGCGAUGACGCUGUUUGGCAAAGGUUUCGGGGACCUCUUAUCCCCGACCACCGACUCGGCAAGGAACAGGUGCUCCAGCUGGGGAUCUGUUCCCACAGCCAAACACUACCUCUGUGUUCGUGUCGCGGACCUACAGAACAUAGCUGAGGAUUCCGGAGGGGAUAUCUUGGCAGACCCCAUCCACAUUUCGCCCGACCUGGUCUGGAUGAACCCUUCUAGAGACGAUCCUUUCGGAUGCGUGUGCGACGCGACACAGACACUGGGAAAACACCCGUCUCCCGUCCAGCAACUCGUGCCUUCUUCUUGGCGACGUAUCGCCACCGGCAGCUCUCUCAGUCUCAUCGGCAUAGGAGAUAGAGCCGUCAUUUUCGGCCAGGGCAACGGCUUCCAAUGGACGUGGCCAGACGGUAAAGGGGUUAUGCAACCGCAGAGCAACAUCACUCCAGACUCUCCAGCAGGGACUACCUCCAGCAGUGCCAACGACAGCUCUUCGGCGUCUCACACCAGUCAGUCCGUCGCGGGAGCGUCCCCUCUCACGCCGGAUACGCCAAUGUCGUCGUUGUCGACGCAAGCCAAUAUGAGCGUUCAAUCGCCCCAGGGGAAGGGUACACCCGAGCUAUCAACUACUAGCUCGAGCGAGUCAUCAUCUCCGGCUAGGUCAAGUCCCGCUCCUCCCCGGUCGGAUACUGCGACCCCGGAGAGAAAUAAAGCAGAAGAAGAGGGAACAUGUGCGGAACCGACGAACACUGUUGUGGGAGUGAAGAAAGGGGGUAUUCUUCGUCGGGCCUGGGCUAUAUCUUUUUGGCGAAGGUGAGGGGAGUAUUUUGAAGGCGACAGCAUUCCUUAUUGCUAAAGUAGCCUCCUCUCAGAGCAGCCUCUGGUAGCUCAGUUGGCAGGUUUUUACC